This is a messenger RNA of Myotis myotis, 1130 nucleotides long. RefSeq names its product acidic nuclear phosphoprotein 32 family member B (gene ANP32B). Gene Ontology annotation, biological process: regulation of apoptotic process. Gene Ontology annotation, cellular component: nucleus. Lineage: Eukaryota; Metazoa; Chordata; Mammalia; Chiroptera; Vespertilionidae. The transcript has 9 exons. The coding region runs from base 18 to 1049 and encodes 343 amino acids. The record is from RefSeq and is a predicted model, not a curated record. Gene Ontology annotation, molecular function: histone binding.
CCUCCCGACCGCCCUCAAUGCGCAGGCUAGGACGCCUCUCCCCCCUCCGCCCCCGCCAUGGAAAGUUAAGUUUGAAGAGGGGGGAAGAGGGAAACAUGGACAUGAAGAAGAGGAUCCACCUGGAGCUGAGGAACCGGACCCCGGCCGCCGUUCGAGAACUUGUCCUGGACAAUUGCAAAUCAGAUGAUGGGAAAAUUGAGGGCUUAACAGAUGAAUUUGUGAACUUAGAGUUCCUCAGUUUAAUAAAUGUAGGCUUGAUUUCAGUUUCAAAUCUCCCCAAACUACCAAAAUUGAAAAAGCUUGAGCUCAGUGACAAUAGAAUCUCUGGAUGUCUGGACAUGUUGGCAGAAAAACUUCCAAAUCUCACACAUCUAAAUUUAAGUGGAAAUAAACUGAAAGAUAUCAGUACCUUGGAACCUUUGGCCUGUCAAUCCAGGGUCACUGUGAGCAUAGGAACCCCUUGUUUUCUGGAACAGAACACCAGGGACAUUAAUCGAGAGACAAAGAAGGCAUCAUUUCAAACUUCCUUGGACACCUUUUUUAAGAGACCUGGGCCAUCCAAACCAUCCCCAAAAGCCCUUCUAAAUUCUAAGAAGAAAAAGUUGGAAUGUCUGAAAAGCCUGGAUCUGUUUAACUGUGAGGUUACUAACCUGAAUGACUACCGAGAGAGUGUCUUCAAGCUCUUGCCCCAGCUGACUUACCUGGAUGGCUAUGACCAAGAGGAUCGAGAAGCUCCUGACUCAGAUGCUGAGGUGGACGGUGUGGAUGAAGAAGAGGAUGAUGAAGAAGGAGAAGAUGAGGAGGACGAGGAGGAUGAGGAUGGUGAGGAAGAAGAAUUUGAUGAUGAAGAGGAUGAAGAUGAAGACGAAGAUGUAGAAGGAGAAGAGGAUGAAGAUGAAGUCAGUGGGGAGGAAGAAGAAUUUGGACAUGAUGGAGAAGUUGAUGAAGAUGAAGACGAUGAGGAUGAGGAUGAGGAUGAAGAGGAGGAAGAAAGCGGGAAAGGUGAAAAGAGGAAGAGAGAAACAGAUGAUGAAGGAGAAGAUGAUUAAGGACCCAAAUAAUCUGCAGAAAAAGAAAACUGUUCAGUAUUGGUUGGACUGCUCAUCCUAUGGAUUUGGUAGCUGUUUAAA